Messenger RNA from Pelagomonas calceolata, 6385 nucleotides. NCBI's taxonomy places the organism in Eukaryota, Pelagophyceae, Pelagomonadales, Pelagomonadaceae. The record is from the annotation of a GenBank genome assembly.
AUAAAGCUGUACCUGUACCUGCGGUACCUACGGUACGGUACCGUAUACAUGCAUUAUGUACUAACAUCAUUGAAUACCGUACCAUGGUACCAGUACCACGGUACCUACGGUACCUACCUACGGUACGGUAGGUACUGUGUGUAAUACUAAGCACGCAUGUCUGUGGAGGAAAUACGCUUGCGUCAUGCUAGGCGGCUGUCCAAAGCACAUCAGACAAACUCAGUCGAAAACGCAGGACUUCUUGUUCAUGCCCAAAAAGCGCCUCGGCUAUCGAACCCGCAUACGGCUCUCUACUCCAUCAUGUUAGAGCAAUGUCGCUCUUUCGCUAUUGCCCUUAGAAACGCCGCUCCACGAAUAGCGCGAGCGUGCAUGUGGUGGUGCGACGAGAUGCGCUCCGAUGAGCAUGCACUGCUCAAUUCUGCCAUUACAGAAAUGGAAAGGUGUCUCGGUUACGGCUCCGGCGGUGCGGGAUGUUGUGCGUCUGCCGGCUUGCUCAAUCCAGGAGCACAAUCAAUAUCUUAUGUCGCAGCUAGUCAACAUGGUCGCAUAGGGGGGUGUAGUAUCAAAGCCGGACAAGGCAUGGCCUUCAAAUGCAUUGAUGAAAACAAAACUAUCGUAGUUCCAAAUCUUUACAUGGCGAAGCGCCUUGGCGUGCAUGUUUCGAAAAAUUCGCGCGAUAUUUUUCCUUGUGUUUGCACGCCAUUGCGUGCAGAGUUUGGGCGGCCAAUUGGUGUACUAUCAGUUGACAGUUUGAGUAUCGAUACCGAUAUUCUGGCUGGGAAUGCCAACCCAGUAGAUUUUCAUGAGAGACUUGCUCCCUUUUUGGAAAACAACGAUGAGGCAUGCAGGCGCGUUCCAUUCUGGAGAAUGGAAAAGCAAAGCAUGGUUAAUCCUAGCACUCGCAUAGCUGCCCGUGUUAUCCACGGUCAAAUUUCCAGCAUUGAACGACGUGGGCACCUUGGCUCUGUUUAUGGUCUCUGCUGGGAAGAUGGGUUGUGCGAGCAUAAUAUACCUUUUCGAACAAUAAAGGAAAGGCUCCGCUCGACGCCAGCACUCUUCGGCAUCGGUGUGCCGUGUGAUGCUGCUCUUCUAGGUUUUGUUGAGUACACUGGCAAGGUUAUUGGAGAACAAUUGAUAAGGUUGAUUUUUGCGGCCAAUCGAGUGUAAUAGUUUGUUUGGGCUUAGGCUUCGACUAAGAGUGCAUGCCAGCGACAUCAAGCAGGUUCCUUACGUGCCAAAUAUCACCAUCACAGAUCUCUUCCACAACAGUCUUGCAUCAAUGAUGUGUUGCAUAGUCCAUGCAGAAGCUGCAGAAAUUUGGGAAUAUGAUGCUCACCAACAACUGAGUGUAAUUGCUCGGAUGGGGCAUAACUUUGCCUUUUGCACAAUGUCAACUACAAGGCGUUUAUUGGAGAUACCAGCACAUAAGCGAUAUUUGUUUUGGGACAAAAUCAAGGGCGCUUUGACCUUUCCGAUGCCCUUUGUUAAUCAUACUAUGGUUACUCCAUUUGCUUGCUAUCAACCAAAAAAAGAGAAAAAGGGUCUUCUAUUGGUGACAUUAUGCGCAUUUCACAAUUUGGACGCCAAUGAUCUCAUUUUCAUUCACAAAAUGGGUUCUGCUCUUACAAGUGCACACGAAUGGAUGAGUUUGCGCGAGGCUCGAGCACAAAUGCGCAAGCUUGCAUUGCAACGUAUUGGUUCAAUGUGCCUAGAUCAUGGGACUACAGUGCGUGAGCUCAUACCGGCACUCCGCACUCGUGUGAGUCAAUGUUUUCCUCAAUCAUCUGUUCAACUUGGAUACUUGGAACUUGGUGGUGAUCGUGUAACCAUCAUGGGUAAUGUUGAGUAUCGUCGGAACAAAAGCCUAGAAUUCGAUUGUGUUCCUCCUGCAAUAUGUGCUAGUUUGACGGUUUCGAAUCCUGUUAAAAUUCAGCGAAAGGAGUACCUGCCUGGGACAAGAGUGCAGGUCCAGUAUGGGAAGUUGUGGUAUUUGGCUGUCAUACAUUUAAAUCGAGGGCAUCUCACAUAUGAUGUGACUUAUGAUCUUAAAGAUUGGAUGGGAAGGCCCGUGCGUGAAGCUGGUGUCCCGAUUGCGCGACUCAAGCCCAUACCUGCGAGGCAAUUUAGGGGUUUUCCACAGUGCCGGUGCGAGGUCAAAACGACGGCGCACGACGACAUACACUGCUGGCCAUAUCUUUUGGUACCUUUAGGCUGCAUGCGAGGUAUUAUCUACUUCAGCUCCUGGGCAAUUUCAAGCCCCGAACCUAAUUUUGAUGAAUUGAACAUCAUUGGGUUCUUACAAACUGCUGGCAUUAGUUUAGGAAUGGCGAUGGACGAUAAAGUUCGUGGUGGUGCGCUGCGGUACAUGCGAUCGUUCACUAAGAAUAGUGUGUCGCUUUCGAGCAAGGAGAUCAAAAAGAAAAUGAUUUGGCUACUAAACGAGUGUGCAAUGCUUGCGAAGUCUCUUUUGCUUUACAAUUUAGUAGACUUAUACUCAAAUGCUCGUUUUUUGCCGGUGAGCAAAAACUCAAAUAUGACAAGUCUUAUUAUACGCUGCAUGGAGAUAUCAACUAAUCUGAGUCUGCUCGAUUCGUCUCUACUCAUCGAGUCAGAUGCAGUAUAUACUGUAUUUUUGACCGUUUUUGAUGAAACCAAGAAGGUGCUCAAUAGUCGCAACUCAGCAGUAGUCAGUUCCAGGAGUUUUAUUUUUCUCUCGUACAAAGUAGAGUCCGUCAGUUUGACAUUUAAGCCAACUCGUUAUCUCUAGGUCAAAAUACACAGCAAUUACCCGCGAGGACAUGGCAUUUUGUAUGAAGCUUAGUGAACUUGCCAAAGUACCAUUGGCCCAAAUAUCUACCUUGGAGCAAUCGGCUUUAUUGAGAAUCAAGACUCUCCGGGCACUGGAAGCACUGAUCAAGCAUAAACCUGCUGAGCUGUCACGAAGCUUACAGAUUGCCGGCACACACAUUUCAGAAACAGUUAAUCGGCUGAAUGUAUUUAUUGCCUAUGUGCUACCAGACGAUGGUCCGCUUCGUAUUGUGUGGUCUUCAACUAAGCCUCUGAAGGCGGGACCAAGCGCAAAUACCUUAUUAAUCAAGCGCAGAUCAAAGCAUCUUAUGGUUCAAUGUCUAAUCACCAAGCAACCCAUUGUUUUUGAGGAACUGGGCGAGGCAGCGCACAAGCUGCAUUACUCAAAGUCAAGAGGUACAAAGUUUUGGCCUUGGAUAUGUGCACCAGUGACUACACGUGGCAUUCUUGUUUUGGAUGCGGGGCUGCAGUCGGUUGCCUUAAGCUCAGGUGACUUCGAUUUCUGUGAAUCAGCCGCUACGAUCCUUGGGUCCACUAUUGAUAUGCAAUGCAAAGCAUCCGAGUUGUCUGCACUCCGACAGAUGGAGCAUUGUCACGGCAAACACCAGGUGUCUACAAGGGACAUAUACCUGAGAGCUCUAGGCGCCAUUUACCGUCAACUGAGUUUCCCGUGUCGCCUGUCAGUAUUGCAAAUGCGCUCGUGGUCAUUCGAAGGUAAUAAAAUAUAUAGCAGUGGGAAAUGCGAUGUUUCAUUCACCGCUAUCACGCUGCUGCUUCGCUUGCUCAGCAUUCAAGGUCCCUAUGAGCUAGUUACCCCUCUAGUGGGUAUUAUGUAUCUCAAUAAUGUUGAGACCGGGCGAACUUAUACAAAAGAACAAAAUCCAUCAUGCUUUAAGUCAGAGCUUUUCUCGAUCCCGCUUAGAGUGAAUUGGUUGUCAUGUUGUCUCCGGGUUGAAAUUUGGAAGGUGGAGUCUGAGCCGAGUAUAUUAAACCCUCUCAAGGUCGCUCGUUUGAUUGGGUCUGCGGAGCUGAGUGGCAGCUACUACCUUCAUUUAUCCGACUGCUCACGAGCAUAUCCGCUUGUUGAUACGUGCUAUCAGCCGCUAUCACCCUCGCUAAAACUCCUAUUCGAUCUGACCCUUCAAAAUAGCACGGCGUUUGGUCCCUCCACGGUACCCGCCAUAUCCACUUCACUAUAUCAAGAGCGUCCGCACCUGCACUUAAUACGUGCUUCUGCUGAGAGUAUGCUACCUCAGCCUGGGCAAUAUAUUUGCGUUUUCUGUGCGGAAGAUGGCUCUGAAUAUGGCAGGACACAAACCUCGCCUCAUACAAUGUGCCCAGAAUGGAACAACUUAAAUAUAUCUCUAUCCCGUAUUAUCUAUCCCACACCCUGCACAAUGCGAGUCGAAUUGAGGUCUACUACAUGCUACAAGUCUCAUCAGGUCAUUGGGUCCGCUAUCGUUUCUGGCUCGUCCUUGAUAUAUUUGCCCCGCAACUUGUCUGAAUUGCGGCUCCGCCUGACGAAUAUGUGUAAAACACCAGACCAGGUGGACUCACCGUCACAAUUCGAACAAGAAUAUAUUGUUAUUCUGCUGCGCUUUGGGCAAACGAGAAAUGAUGUUUCCAAGCUAAAUCGCAACCUGAUAUCAUACCCAGCAGCAUCUGUGGCCCGCCUGGUCAACGGCAUACUGGAGUUUCGAACUGUUGCGAUAGCUCCUGAUGCUCAUUUCAGAGCAGAGGCCAGAUCCAACGCGAAGACUUCGCAUGUUGUACCAUUCAGUGAUUUUGCAAUUAGAAUAGGUGAGCGCAUUGUUGGACCAGCUGGCGGAACCUGCUUUGCUGUUGUCGUAGCCUGUGCUCCAGGCGCUUUAGGCAGAGAGCAUAUCUCGUUCAUUGAUGAUGUUACAAAGUUGCUGGAAGCUAACAUAAGGCAUUUGCGUCACAGAGAACUUCGCAGCUGUGCUCGAGCUCAUGGGUUCAAUCGAACGUUGGCUGUUUGCAAACAGUGGGCCAGUAUCUCACUGCCUGAGCUUUUCAAUGAUGUGCUGCAUAUUUCAAGCCAGUGCUUGCCUGGCUGUUGUGUAUAUUUGUCAUUACUUCAACCUGGUGGAGACGAACUAAGAUGCGUGGCGUCUAAUACUCAAAGCAACAUGUACGGAAAAAGGUUACUGCGAGGUCAGGGGGUCAGCUUUAACUGCCUGGAACCUGCAACCAACAAAGACAUUGUCGUUGGCUUGAGCACUGAGCACGUUCAUGUUUUCAAUCAACAAAAUUAUGGAUUGCCAUACCUUUGUGUCCCACUGAAACACCAUAGAAGUAGAUUGGGUGUGCUAGCUACUGACACAUUUGAAUUUGUCAGUAAAGUUUGCAAGGGACCUAAGGAGCAUCUUGAGGACGGAGUCUUGGAAUUCCUCAUGGGGCUAGGCGCCAUCGUGGGGCGAGCCAUUGACCUGCGAAGAAAGUGUGAUUCUCUGGCUUCGUUGCAUAUCAAGCCUUUCCGGUCUCCAGCUGCGAUAUUGAAUAUGUCCCUGCGUGCUAUCUUCUCAAACAUUAUAUUUGCGCUUGCUUGCGAAUUCUGGCAAAUGGAUGAGGAGCGAAAGCUUCGUGCCAUUUUGAGCGUCAAACCAGGCUCCAAAAUGUUUCUUUAUGGUAUUUGGGGUCAACCUAGCGUGAUGAGCACAAUAUACCCAUAUACGACCGACAUGCUCUUGGGAAAUUUGCUCGAUGCCAUAGCACAUGCCAACAGAAUGGAGCCAAAGCUGAUCGGUAAGCCUUGCCAGAUGAUAAUCAUUCCUUUCAUUGAGUUUUCAAAAUGUCAUGCCAUUUCUCUCGUACCCACACGAGACUUCAAGCCGUGUGAUGCAGCUCAAAGCUAUAUUAUGGCAAUUGCAAAGGACACGCAACGCAUCCUAAUUGAGUUUGAUUCUUCCAAGAGCACCAUCAGGGCGCAGAAACACUAGGAAUGCAUGGAAAAAACAAAACCUGAAAGGCUGCCAUGGCCAUCACCACGAACUAUGCGUCAUAAAAGACAGACAGAUAUCGCUGCUGGCAACAGCCACGCGGGGCACUUGCGGUGUGCCCGUCCCAGGAGUAUUUAUUUACUUGUUUAUUUAUUUGGGUCCCAGAUAGACUAGAGAGGAUGCCAGAUGAGUUUGGUCAGAUAGCAAACGAUUUAGUGGCCCACGAACGUUGCGACGGUGCCUGGCUCGGGCGUUUUGAGGUGGUCUCGAGACUAGCUGACUACCGGACAACAAUUCAUCGAAACGGUGCCCGGUCCACACCCACGCCCUCGUGCACGCAGAUUAGCGGCGAGUUUGUUCUACCCCGAAGGGUAGAAGUCAGCCUGAGGUCACUGUCACCAGGCACACUGGCCCAUGGGCCGCCCCGUUGCCAGAAGCAGGCAGUUUAUUUAUAAAUUAUGCAAAAAGGUAUAAACUCCUCCAGGGUCAGCUGCCCUGAGGGCAGCUAACCCUGGAGGAGUUCACACCUUUUCCCCUGCGGGGGGCUGCUCCGCAAGGGUGCUAAAUCCGGCGUGGGGGGUGAUGGUUCGGGUUUAAGACUUUUUGAUUCUUAUAAA